AUGGAUGCAAUGAAUCCUGCUUCGGCUUCUUUGGCUCUUCGGCCAGGAAGGCGAUCCAUCAGCGAAGGGCGUUCUUACCAUGGCCCGAAAGGAGUACAACAAGUUAAGGGCCUUACUUUUGACAAGGCAGAGCAGGUUGCUGGGCAUGGAGCGAAACUUACAAGCAGCUACUCCAAUGCAUAUUUCCCUGAAACUCAAAAUUCAAGCAACAUGAAUGACGAGGAGAUUGUCUACACUAUCGAUUAUCAUGGGGCGACUACUCAUCCUACACCAACACCCAAGCAUCCUGGGCCGACUACUCAUCCUACACCAACACCCACACAUCCGUGA
This is a messenger RNA of Oldenlandia corymbosa var. corymbosa, 330 nucleotides long. NCBI's taxonomy places the organism in Eukaryota, Viridiplantae, Streptophyta, Magnoliopsida, Gentianales, Rubiaceae. The record is from the annotation of a GenBank genome assembly.